UUGAUAGUUUCUAAGUUUCCCUUUGAACUUUUCAAUGUUCCCUUCCCUCCAUCGGAAGUGUAAAAUUCGAGUCAAUCAAAAUUUUGAAGACUUGACCCGUGACUUUCGGAUAUAAAUUUAUCUAUAUUAUGCAUACUCUGUGACGAUGUGAGUAGGAGGUUUCGCCACGACUUUUUGUGCGCAUCGACGUUAUGCCUCUUACAAAGUAAUUUAUAAUCAACUCAUUCAGCUGCCUCUCCUGUUUUUGUAACAAUGGACCAUUAAUCCUUGACGAAGCACUUCAUACUACGUUCAUGGCCCCCAAUUUGCGGAAAUUAAGAGCAGGCACGGCUCAGCGAGCGAGAUUCAAGCCUAAACUGCGCACUCUGAAAACCACAGCCAAACGUACACGCAUUGUGAGCCCCAAGCCUGAAGUGCCUGAUAUUACCAGGUCUACCAAGAAGAUCAAAGCCAAACCUGUAGAUGCCAAGCCCAAAGCGAAGGAGAAAGAAAAGCCCAAAUCUGUGCCUCCUAAGCCCACACGACCUUCUUUUGAGAGUAUUUUAUUGAGGCAUCUGACAGAAAAACAGCGAGGACAAUUCUCGAAAGACUUCAGAGAAAAGAUUAAUAAACUUGGGAAAUCGCUGAUAGAAUUGGCUGCAGUUAAGAAAGAAUUCCGGGAUACUGACGCGAAAGUCGCACAACUGGAGGAGACGUACGGCCGGACGAUGAAAAUCCAGAAUGUCUGGCAGUAUCAAGAGCGGGCUGGAUUGGCCGCUGUUCUGGGCAUGGAUCCACAGUCCAUUAUGAACACUCCCCAUGUGUUCCGCGACGAACACAGGCUGUUGUAUAAUUCGGCUUACCCGCGCAAUCGCCAUCGGUCGCCGGAGAAAUUCGCAUCCCCAUCGACAUCUUCCCGCUCCGCAUCUCAACCGCCUCCGCGCGCUCGUACUCGCUCGCAGCUUCAUGCGGAACAGAUUAAGAAGUUCGGAUUAAGCACUUCGGAUGACGAAGAUUGAAAUGUGUGGAAAAGGCGGACUGUUGGUUCGGCUAAAGUGUAAUGUUCCUGCAGUUGUUCAUGGGAAAUUUAGGACUACCUCUACAUAUAUACUAUGUUUAAUUGGUUGGUUGGUAUUUUCUUAGUUUUCGUGUGUUUUGUUUUCACGGCGUGUAGUACUUUUAUUUCAGUAUUCUGCAAACCUGGUAUACGUAGUUUCGCAAAAGCUCGACUUUAUCGUUAUCUUUGGUUGGUUUUAUCGGAUGCUUAAGCGUCAGAUUGGGUUAACUGGGGUUUUACAUUUUUUAAUUGUUGUGGUUUAUUUUAGCGUUCUUUGCUGUUUUUUUUACCGAAGCAGUUUUUUUAGCAGCACAAUAGCUGUUGUGGAACGGAUUAAAAAUUGAAUCUCUUUUAGUACAUUGAAGU
Messenger RNA from Paramacrobiotus metropolitanus, 1402 nucleotides. RefSeq lists its product as uncharacterized. The coding region runs from base 294 to 998 and encodes 234 amino acids. Lineage: Eukaryota; Metazoa; Tardigrada; Eutardigrada; Parachela; Macrobiotidae. The transcript has 2 exons. The record is from RefSeq and is a predicted model, not a curated record.